Messenger RNA from Symbiodinium sp. CCMP2592, 1173 nucleotides. Lineage: Eukaryota; Dinophyceae; Suessiales; Symbiodiniaceae. The record is from the annotation of a GenBank genome assembly.
AUGCAGGUCUCUGAGCUGCCAGCGGCACAAUUCAAGGAGCUCCGCAGCUACCUGGAGCUGGAGUUCGCAAAGCAGCACCACCUUCUGAACGCGUUGGUUCACCGGGGCUCACUGCCGGUCCAGCUGCACAGCGAGGAGACGAUAAGUCUGCUGACAGCUCCGGAGGUCGAGGAGCCUGCCGCAGAGCCUGCUGAGCACGAAGAUGGUGAGAGAGUGAGCGUAGGAAGCUUGGCGCAGCUCAAGCUGGAUGCCACACCAAGCAGGGCCAGAAAGGAGACCAUCUUCUGGCAAACCUCCGAGAAUAAGAUGGCUCAGGCACAGCAGCAAGCGUCGCAGCUGACACGUGCCCGUCGCGCGCACUCCAGCGAGAGCGCCGGCGAUCGGACCUGGCGGACCUGGUUGGAACGCAUCGUCUCGUCUGACAGGUUCAGCAACCUGAUCAUGUUUCUGAUUAUGGCCAAUGUCAUACUCAUGGGCAUCGAGGUGGAUGUUUCGUCUACAUUGGGCCAGGGCGACAUCCCCGGAUGGUUCAACACGGUGAAUCUGGUCAUGGUCACUGGCUUUGUGGUCGAAACGAUCUUAAAGCACCUGGCCUUUGGCUGCGGCGGCUUUUGGUGUGGAGCGGAGUCCGGCUGGAACAUCUUUGAUUUCGCCGUCGUCGUCGUGUCUGUGGUGGAAUGUGCCCUGGACAUCUGGGCACAGAGCCUGGAUGCGAACUCCGGACAAGUGCGCAUUCUACGGACCGUGCGCCUCAUACGCGCCCUUCGAGGGAUGAGGCUGGUUCGGCUAUUUCGCUAUGUGGUUGCUCUGCGAACGCUCCUGCUGUCUAUCAUCGCCACCACGGGCUCUCUCUUUUGGACACUUCUGCUUCUCAUUACGCUUUGCUACUCCUUCGGCAUGGCCAUCGCGCAGUUCGUGAUGGACCACUGUCGAUUUGAGGCCAUCGACCGAACCAAUGACCCCAACGCGAUACCCGACUGUCCGGCGAAUCUGAGGAAGUAUUGGUCCAGUGUCCCGGACAGCAUGCUCACGCUGUUCCUUGCUAUUUCUGGUGGGAUCAGCUGGGACGAAGCCUUCCGACCACUGCGAGAGUUCUCCCCGCUGGGAACAGCUUUGCUACUGGGACCGCAUCCGCGCUUGAAGUCUUCAAGGUCCACGGUUCUGGAAGAGUGA